This is a messenger RNA of Suillus fuscotomentosus, 717 nucleotides long. RefSeq lists its product as uncharacterized. Bases 1 to 717 code for a protein of 238 amino acids. The record is from RefSeq and is a predicted model, not a curated record. The transcript has a single exon. NCBI's taxonomy places the organism in Eukaryota, Fungi, Basidiomycota, Agaricomycetes, Boletales, Suillaceae.
AUGCAGCACGCACGUCAGCUGCGAUGGCCCACGGAGAAAGAGAAUAUGCCAGCGAGGGUCAUGACCAAACCACGGGUAUCAGGGUUGCCAUCACCCCGUAAGAUGUGCUCACACUCUGGCACGGCUGGUGUAACUGCGCGGGACAAAGACAUUCAGCGGCAGAAACUCGAGAUCAGCACGAAAGCUACACGACCCACAAAUGCUACAAAGACUAUUGCAUAUUUGCAGCAUAGUCUUGCAUCUGCAAACAAGGAGUUAUCGGUGGCGCACAACAAAGUGAAGCUGUAUUACUCACUGUUACGAAACGAGCGCCGCAAAGCUGCUCGUGCAAAGGCUGCUGCUGCUCAAGCUUCUGUGGAGGUUCAGAAGCUACAGGGAGAUCUAAUCCCAAACAUGCAGAGACAGGCUGCUGCUCACGUUCGGAGGUUGGUUAAGGAGAGCACAGCACAGAUUGCCGCACUUGAAAAAUGCGCUGAUUCCAGUGCAAGUGAUAUUUAUCAUCUUCCAGCCGACCUUGCAGAAACCCGCAAAAAGGUCCGUGCCUUGCAAAUGCGUGUCCUGCGGGUGUCUCGGGCACUCGGACGAGUACUGGUGGCAAAGGGCCACAUGGAAUCAAAAACCUCGCCUGCAAAGCGUCUGUUGCAGAGGGCCGUGCUUGAAGGGGGUGUAGCAGCAAAAGUGCAACUUGGGGUUGAAAUGAUGGCGACUGAAAAGUGA